AUGGCGGCUAACUCGAAGUGGGCCAGAUUCUUGGAGAAAAGUCAACUAGGGGGUGUCAUUUUUGGUUGCACUAAUGACACAAUGGAAGAAUGCCUCACCAGUCAACUCUUUGGCCUUCCAGCUAAGCACUUUAAAUACGUUCAAAACAUCGAGCCAGGUUUGCCUCUUUUUUUGUUCAACUACAGUGAUAGAAAACUUCACGGUAUCUAUGAAGCCGUUAGCUCGGGCCAAUUGAAUAUCAAUCAAUAUGCUUGGACGGCAGGUGGUUCGGACAAAACAAAGUUUCCAGCUCAGGUUCAGGUCCGCGUGCGAACGAAAUGUGAAGCCCUUCCUGAGCAUCAAUUCAAGCCAAUAAUAGCUAAUAACUAUUACAAUCAAGUUCAUUUUAGGUUUGAGCUGGAUCAUGCACAAACAACCAAGUUGCUGUCCAAAAUGUCUCCUUCUGCUGUUAGCCCGAGUCAGGCCCUAACACCUAAAAAGGCCCAAAAAUGGACGCCUGUAGUAAAGUCUUCUCCCUCAAAAAACAAAAGAGAGGAAAGUGGAGCUUGUGAGCCAUCAUCACUUCCAAAAGAAGAUAGUGCAAACUCACAUGGAGCAUUUGCCACUUCAGAUGAUUCUCAGAUUUUGAAUGAGAUGAAUAACCAAUUGAAAGAGCCAUCUCCUUGUGAUCAAAAUUAUGAAACGAUACAGCAUUAUGAUGAAAAGGACCUUUUGUACAUAAAAUUAAAAGAGCUAGCUUUGAGUGGUGAGCUUUCAGAUGCUAUUAUGAUGGGAGAUGUUGUAGAAGGUGCAUGCAUGGAGAAUACUGACCUGGAGCAUGAAAAUCAUGAUGAUGCUGUUGCAAAUAUGGGAAAGUGGAAGGUCUCACCUACAUGUGAUGUUUUGAAGUUUCAUAAGCCAAUGUCCGCGGUUCGAGGAAAUGCCUCAGUUGCUCGGUUACAUGGAGAGCUUUAUGUUUUUGGUGGGGGGACAGAUUCGUUGUGGUACGAUACUGUUGAAUCAUACAACGUUGUGGACGAUCAAUGGACUACACGUCCAUCGCUAACUACAAAAAAGAAAUGCUUAGCUGUUGCUGCUCUGGAUGACAAGUUUUAUUCAGUUGGUGGUGGAAGUGAAAUAGAGUGUUUGUCGGAAGUUGAAAUGUUUGACCCAAAUGCCGGGCGAUGGGUUUUGGCUCGGCCAAUGUUGGAAAAGAGAUUUGCUGUAGCCGCUGUGGAAUGUCAUGGUGCAGUCUAUGCUGUAGGUGGAUUUGAUGGAACUGACUAUUUGAAAUAUGCGAUUGGUGGUCAUGAUGGGGAAACAAUGGUGCCAAGUGUCGAGAUAUACGAUGUUCGAAUGGGGACAUGGACAGCUGGGGAAUCUCUGAACCAAGGCAGAGCAUUUUUAGCUGCUGCAGUUCUUAAAGACUCCAUAUAUGUUAUUGGAGGGCUUAAAGUUGGUCCAUCCAUAAUUGACACGAUUGAGUGUUACAAGGAAGGUCAAGGUUGGCGGGAAUCGAACUUGAAGUCGGUAGGGAAUAUAUGCUACACAUCUGCUGUUGUUUUAGGAGAUGAUUAG
Molecule: messenger RNA, 1557 nt
Organism: Striga hermonthica
Lineage: Eukaryota; Viridiplantae; Streptophyta; Magnoliopsida; Lamiales; Orobanchaceae
Source: the annotation of a GenBank genome assembly